AUGAGUGUUGUUUUUCAAACUAAACUCCAAGCCCCACCACAAGCACAACUCGAGGUUCAUCCAUCACUUGUACUCGUAUUUCCAAGAGAAAACGAACAAUAUUCUACAACAACCACUCACGAAUAUCGCGUUGUUGAGAAUUAUCUUUUGGAGGAGUUUGAAAACACACACACCACUGAUAUUGCAACCAGUUCAAAUCUCAUCGCUAGAUCUUGCCUCGAUGAUGAUGAAUUUGCAAAGAAGACUGAAUUAAUUCUACAACCAACAACAUCUUCCUUUGAUGACGACAAUGAAGAGAAUCAUGUCCUCUAUGAAGACAUUAACGAUACUCAAUACUACCACCAAAGCCGUGCGGUAAAGGCUUUCAAGUCUAUCAUGGAACAGUACUUUGGAGCAGAGUACUUUCCUGUUCUGGAUGAAAAGACCCAACAACCUGUUACUCUUAGAGACAUUGUCAGAGAUGUCUGUAAAGAUAUUGAAGAAGGUCAACAACAUUUGAUUGACUUGUCUCACGUGGUUCGACAAGUUGAGAGAUGGAGAAAGGCGUUCCCUCGUGUCAAUCCCUACUACGCUGUGAAAUGUAACCCUCAAACAGGUAUCAUUAAGAUCAUGUACAUGAUGGGUUGUGGAUUUGACUGUGCCAGCUUGAGCGAGAUUCAACAAGUUUCUCAAGCAUGCAGAGAGGUCGAUGAAUGGCUUCAAGAAAAUCCACAACACUAUGAAACCUUGGCCUAUAUCAACAAGGUAGAUGUCAACUUGGUCAAGUCAAAGAAAUUCUCUCCAACCACUGACAUUAUCUUUGCCAACCCAUGUAAACAGCUUUCCCAUGUGAGACAUGCCAGAGAUAGCGGAGUCGAAUGGACUACUCUUGACUCUGUCAUUGAGAUUGAAAAAUUGAGCAAGAAUUGGAAGCAUGCCAAAGGAGUUAUCAGAAUCAAAACAGCAGAUUCUAACUCUGCCUUUGCUUUUUCUGGCAAGUUUGGUGUGUCUGUUGCCAAGGCAAGAGAGCUCUUUGUGGCUGCCAAGGAACACAACGUUGAGUUGUGUGGCGUCUCCUUCCAUGUUGGCUCUGGCUGUCGUGAUGUUCAAGCAUAUGUCCAAGCUGUCAACGAUGCAAAGAAAAUCUUCGAGAUGGCUGAACAAUUUGGCUUCCAGUUCAACUUGUUAGACAUUGGUGGAGGUUUUCUGGGAGGUAUCCACGAAAAACCCAGUGUUGAGGAUGUUGCUUCCAAUGUAGCACAUCUUAUUGAUGAGUUAUUCCCACCUCAUGUCCAAGUAAUUUCUGAGCCAGGCAGAUAUAUUGCUACCGCAACAUCCACAUUGGUUUGCAGCAUCUUCACCAAGAAGGAUCUUCGUGAAGAGAAUGAGUUGUAUUACCAACAACUUGCUGAACAAAUUGGUGCCGAGAAUGUUGUGAGAGACAAGGAUGACUUUAUUUAUUAUGUGAACGAUGGAAUUUAUGGUUCUUUCAACAAUAUUUACUUUGAUGCCUACAAGCCAACAUUCAAUACUACCAAGACUACUGAGGAGAUGGGAUCAAAGAGAUUCAAAUCAACCGUCUUUGGACCAACAUGUGACUGCUUAGAUGUGAUUGCCAAGAAUUAUGAGUUGCCCGAGAUGAACGUUGGAGAUUAUUUCUUCUUCCCAAAUUUCGGUGCUUACACAACAUCUGCCAGUUCCAGCUUCAAUGGUUUCAAAGCAAGCAACUUUUAUUACAUUUGGAGAAAUUAG
Naegleria fowleri is the source of this 1731-nucleotide messenger RNA. RefSeq lists its product as uncharacterized. Bases 1 to 1731 code for a protein of 576 amino acids. The transcript has a single exon. Gene Ontology annotation, cellular component: cytoplasm. NCBI's taxonomy places the organism in Eukaryota, Heterolobosea, Eutetramitea, Acrasida, Naegleriidae. Gene Ontology annotation, molecular function: ornithine decarboxylase activity. The record is from RefSeq and is a predicted model, not a curated record.